This is a messenger RNA of Didymodactylos carnosus, 693 nucleotides long. The record is from the annotation of a GenBank genome assembly. Lineage: Eukaryota; Metazoa; Rotifera; Eurotatoria; Philodinida; Philodinidae.
AUGGCUACAAAUGUAGACAUAUUUAAAACUGAAUAUUUGAGAUUAAAACACGUUGAAACACAAUAUAAAACAUUCAAAGAAGAGCAGGCCUUCAAAGACAAUGAAAUGAAAGAAAAAUUUGAACAAUUUGAAAAUAAAAUCUUAGAAUUAACAACAGCAAAUGAACAUUUAACGAAUCAAGUAGAUGCUUUAACGCUUCCAGUCUGCUCAUCCAAAACCGCCAUUACCAGUACAACACGGUCAGCGUAUUAUAAACGUAUUAUUAGUGGUUAUCAAAUAUUUAACUAUGACAAUGAAUUUAAAUUAAAAUAUAAUAAUGCAUUCUUAGAUAAAUUUCAAUUAGCUUAUGAAACAUGGGGAGAAUUAGAUAAAAAAAAAACUAAUGCCGUACUUAUAUUUACUAGUCUAGAAGCUAGUUCACACGCUAAGAGUCAUGAGGCGCAUUUGUGUACCGGUUGGUGGGAACAAUUUAUUGGUCCGGGAUUAGCAAUUGAUACAAAUCAUUUGUUUGUUAUUUGUUGUAAUCAUAUUGGCGGAUGUUAUGGUACAACUGGACCAUCUUCAAUAAAUCCAAAAACAAAUUGUCCAUAUGGUAGUUCAUUUCCAAUUUUAUCUGUAGAAGAUUUUGUUAAUGCACAAUUUUUAUUAAUACAAAAAUUAGGAAUUCAAAAGGUAUUAAAAAAAGCUCUGUGA